Molecule: messenger RNA, 1416 nt
Organism: Actinia tenebrosa (Australian red waratah sea anemone)
Lineage: Eukaryota; Metazoa; Cnidaria; Anthozoa; Actiniaria; Actiniidae
Product: twist-related protein-like
Biological process (GO): regulation of transcription by RNA polymerase II; developmental process
Molecular function (GO): DNA-binding transcription factor activity, RNA polymerase II-specific; RNA polymerase II transcription regulatory region sequence-specific DNA binding; protein dimerization activity
Source: RefSeq, a predicted model, not a curated record
UUAGUCUGUGACCGUCCGGUGGAAAGUCGAUAGCGGUGUUUACUCAAGUACAAAGGUGACAUACAUUUAUGGUUCUUUUCGUUAGUUGACGUCGAUCCGCGUGAACGUAACGCACAGACAAAAACCGAUCCCCACCGCCUCUGCUUGGAGUCGUAAUAAGUCGAGGUCUCGGCGUUAGUGUCGUUUUUGGAACGUUUUAAAGCUGGACACCAACAUUGUUAGGAGACAAGAGAAAGGACUACUCACCAUGGGUCUUCCACGAUUACAGGAUAAUGCGGGAGAUAAUCAACAGAAAAAGAAGUACAAGAAGCAGAACAGCGGAAAUAGAAUUCGUAGGGGAAGCGGUAAAAAUGACCAACGCACUAUAGCGAACGUGCGAGAGAGACAGAGAACGCAAGCACUGAACGAUGCAUUUCACAAACUAAGAAAGAUCAUUCCUACACUACCAUCAGAUAAACUUUCUAAGAUUCAGACUCUACGUCUUGCCGCACGCUAUAUUGAUUUCUUGUGUCAAGUCCUUGGAAACAACGAGAAGCAUCCAGGAUCUGCGUUGAGUUCUUCUUUUAUUGCUCACGAGCGGCUCUCCUACGCGUUUAGUGUUUGGAGAAUGGAAGGAGCGUGGUUUCAGCAGCAGUGACGAAAGAGAGCAAGUCUGGUAGCACAGGACAAUCAGAGAAAAGUUAACGUGCUUGACUAUUUUACUCCCUGUUGAGUUGAUGGGCUGUUUCGUUUUAGAAUCACAGCAGUUCUACAUGCAACGAGGGUCAAGAGAACUUAAAUAACGAGUCAGAAUAAUAUAAGGACUGUAUGGACUCAAUUCAUAAAUGAAUACUGUAAAUACGAGUCAGACUGGACAGCCUUUGAAGUGAGAGAAUAACAGGCAAAAUAAACACUUAUUGUUGACUUUGAGCAACGCUGAAAGUUGUGCUUCUAAUGUUCAAGUUGAAAAUCUGGUUUUCAUCUGUUUUGUCUUUAAUUUCUCUUGUUAAUGAGCUUUGUAUUUGAGCACUUGAAAUUAUCAUUUCAUCUAAUCUAACUUCUUGAUAUAGCACGCGAAAGAUUAAAACGACUUCUCUUCUGAGUCAUGUACAUAUGUAGAAAAUUUGAUGUUGAAACGUAAAGUAUUUUUCGUUUGGAAGUUAUCAUAGGUGCAACAACUGAAGGUACUCUUAGCUUGUUGUUUAAAUCUAGCCUUGUUUUCUUCUUUGUGUUCUCGUUCACACUAUUGUAAAUACCUCAUAUGAUUUGAGGAAUGUGUCGAGACAUCGCAAAACUCGUCAGAGAGAGAGAGACCCGGACAACCUAGUUUAUUGUCUGCUAAUUUUUGGCUGAGUCAAUCGAGAGCUCCAGAUAUGAAAGCAUCGAAUAUGUUAGCUUGUAAUCAGAUAAUUGUCAAUAAAAAUGKUUGUACUUCGA